CUUGAGGGGGGGCGGGGCAAAUUCACCUAUGACCCAGAUCACGUGACACAUACAAGUUUUUUUGUUUUUUUAAAUUUAUUUAUUUAUUUUUUCUCUCAUUACGUUUAGCUUUUAACACCAAUUCAAAAAUUAAAUGAAUCGAAUCUAAAAUGGAUUGGGAUUGAUAUAUUACGUUUUGCGAUUAAAUAUUGCUGUGUUUUGACGCCAAGAGUUGAAAGUUCAUAGGUCAGUGAUGGCUGCUAAGAUGGCGGCUUCCAUGGUGGAGCAGGGGGAGGAUGCGUUUAGAAAACUGUUUAAGUUUUAUAAACGGAGGAAUCCGCCUCCGGAUUUUAGUGAAGUCAUUGAUUUUUCGAAGAAACUGGGAAAUGAAACGGUUUACGCAGCCGAAUUGAACCAUGGGAGUGUCAGCGAUGAGGCUGCUUUCAGGGCAGGACUUCAGCCUGUUAAAGAGUGGAGAGCGUUUGGUCUUCAGGGAUAUCCAGGGUUUAUAUUCAUCUCCAAUCCCUUCCUGCCUGGCUCACAGCGCUACUGGGUAAAACAGUGUCUGAAAACGUACACACAGAAACCCAACAUGUGUAACCUGGACAUGCACAUGUCACCUGCUGAGACGGAGAACAUCUGGGAGAAGAGCGUCGGCAGCAUUAGGAAGAAAGGGCAGAGGGAGCCGAGGACUCUGCUGGAGAAACUCCGCUGGGUGACUCUGGGUUACCAUUACAACUGGGAUACGAAGAACUAUUCUCCUGAUCACUGCACUCCUUUCCCUGAGGACCUCCACUCUCUGUCCUACAAAAUAGCAGCGGCUUGCGGUUUUCCCAACUUUAAAGCGGAGGCGGGAAUCCUGAACUACUAUCGCUCCGAUUCCUCUCUCGGCAUCCACGUGGACGAAUCGGAGCUCGAUCAUACGCCGCCUCUUGUGUCUUUUAGCUUCGGGCAGACGGCGGUCUUCCUGCUGGGCGGGACUAAACGGCAGGACGCACCCACCGCCAUGUUCAUGCGCAGCGGUGACAUCAUGGUGAUGUCGGGUUCCAGUCGCUUGCUGUACCACGCUGUACCCUGCAUCGUUCCUGCCCCCGCUGGCCACCCCCUGCCCUCUUGCCUGGACCAGCGCGUCGGCAAGGACGAGCCGGACGACGACGACGACGUCCAGACCGUGUGCGAAAAAGACUGGGAGGUGUGUUCUGCUUACCUUAAGACGUCACGCAUAAACAUGACGGUCAGACAGGUCCUAGGUCCGGGUCAGACCUUCCCCGUCACACACUCGCACGCCGUUCCAGCAACAGAAGGAUCCGCAAGCGGCUAUGAAGAAGAGACUCAGACGGCGAAGAAGAGGAAAAGUGAGUCAGGAUAUGACCUAGAUUGAUUGAUCUCCGUUUUGGACUUUAUGGGGUGUUUUUAUGCGAUUUAUAAUUUUACCUUUAAAAGCUGUACAUAUGUGAAUAAAACAUAUAUAUUCCCAUCAUUCCAGUGUGUGAAAGUGUGUCAAAUAUAAUCUUCCCAAACGAAGCUGGUUGAACUUCAUGGCGUCGUGGCAGCCGAGGGUGGGCGAUAUGACAGAAAUAUCGUAUCGCGACGCUCCUGAUACGAUAUCGUGAACGUUUCUGUAAGGAGGCAUUCAUUUCACGUUUAAGGAAGGAGUCUCCAGUGUCGACGCUUUGUAACCGUCGGUAAGUUUUCCGACCUGGGACGGGACGACGGUUUAACACGAGCGACGGACAUCUGACGAUAUUAAAUGCAACUUUAAAAGGACAAAAAUGUACACGUUCGUUUAAUCACUCGCAAAUGGUUGCCAGGUAAGACAUAAAACGCGUCGCGAUGCGCUGUCGUAGGAAAAUAAUCGAUCAUUUAAAGUGUUUACCAUAAAAUCCGAGGUCUUGUAAUUAAUCUAAUAAAAUAAAUGAUGACGUCCUCAUGAACAAAUACGUCCACGUUCUUCUGGGUGAAUUAUCCAAGGAACCCUUUGAUCUAACAGUGUACUUUAUUUAUUAAAUACUUUUUAACUAAAGUGCUCCUGGAGGGUCUCUGGGUAACCUUGAGAAACGUCUGCUCACACCACUCAGCCCGGUAGUGGAACCUCCAUCUCAAAGUAGCCGGAAAGACCAUUUUAAAAUUACACACUGUCAGGAUGAUGUAUGGAGUCGUAUCUUCCUUUUGCUGCCUCUGUGUUUCUGCGCUGUUGCUUCAUUACUGUGUCACUGCACAUCAUGAGCAGGAAUGAUGGAGGUUCUUUCUACGCUUUGUCCUAAAUUAGCUCUGCGUCUCUAGUGUAUGACCACACGAUAUUCCGAACGGAAUUUACACUGGGGAAUUCAGCAGAUUUGGGAUUGCAUGGGAAAAGUUUAACACUAUGUUAAUGUGUCUCGGUAUCAACACGCUUCUUCCACAAUCACUUUUUUUAAACGUCUUGUAGUCUAGAUCCAGAGACCCCUAAUGCCUGCUGAUGUAUCGGCAAUUGUUAGUCUUUUUUUCAUUAUCUGACAUCCUAAACACGUCCCAAACCGUUAUACUGCCAUGCCGUACUGGGGUCAUGUCCCAAACCGCUGUACUGCCAUGCCAUACUGGGGUAACGUCAGAAACCGCUAUACUGCUAUGCCAUAAUGGGGUCACGUCCCAAACCGCUAUACUGCCAUGGGGUAACGUCAGAAACCGCUAUACUGCUAUGCCAUAAUGGGGUCACGUCCCAAACUGCUAUACUGCUAUGCCAUAAUGGGGUCACGUCCCAAACCAUUAUACUGCCAUGCCGUACUGGGGUCACAUCCCAAACCGUUAUACUGCUAUGCCAUAAUGGGGUAGCAUCCCAAACCGCUAUACUG
Molecule: messenger RNA, 2810 nt
Organism: Ictalurus furcatus (blue catfish)
Lineage: Eukaryota; Metazoa; Chordata; Actinopteri; Siluriformes; Ictaluridae
Gene: alkbh1
Product: alkB homolog 1, histone H2A dioxygenase
Exons: 6
Coding region: 233-1360 (375 amino acids)
Biological process (GO): oxidative RNA demethylation
Cellular component (GO): cytoplasm; nucleus
Molecular function (GO): ferrous iron binding; oxidative RNA demethylase activity; broad specificity oxidative DNA demethylase activity
Source: RefSeq, a predicted model, not a curated record